AUGAUGUCCGAAUCUACGAAAGAGUAUUUAUCUGCAAAACUUCAUGAAAACUGGUUAAAACGUAUUAAUUCUGGUGAAAUGACAUGGACUAUAGAACAACAAGAUAAUUCAUUGACAAAUUUAGAUUGGUUACUAAAUUUCAAUCCAACCAAUAAUACGCUUUGGUCGUCAUCAUCAUCAUCAUCAUCGUCAACAAAAACAAUGAUAACAACAUCAAUGACGACGAACUCAUCAUCAACAACAACAACAACAACAACAACAGCGGCAGCAACAUCGAUAGCGGCAUGCAAUCCAUCACCACAAAAUUCUUACAUAAUACAUUAUCAUCAUCAUCACCAUCAUCAUCAUUAUCCUGAUCGUGGUUACAUAAUACAUGAGUUCAAUACAACAACUAACAAUUACAGACGAAGUGGUUUUUCAUUGUUCAAUGGGAACACUUUGAAAUUUGAAUAUUAUUCAGUAUCAUCAAAUGUACCAAAACUAUUUCAAAAUAACAAUCAACAGUCAAUAACCUUAACAGAUAUGAAUUUAGCAGUAAACCCAUCAACUACUGCUGACAUGAUAAAUAAUGAUGAUAGUCACGUCAAUUGCAAUACAUUCAAUAAUAGUGGCAAUAAUAAUAAUAACAAUAGCAACAGUAGCAGUAUUAAUGGUAGUAAAAGUAGUAGUAGUAGUAGUAGCAGCAGUAGUAGUAGUAGUAGCAGUAGUAGUAGUAGUAGCAGUAGUAAUAGUAGUAGUAGUAAUAGUAGUAGUAGUAGUAGUGGUAGUAGUAAUAGUAGUAGUAGUAGUAGUAAUAGUCAUCACAACAUUCAUUAUACGGCAUCGAUUAAUCACAAUUCGAUGGACAAUCGUUUUAACACCGAAGAAAAUUAUCAUAAUAUAACAGAGAAUAGUAAAUUAUUCAUUCAUUAUGACACAUUAUCUCUUUAUGAAAAAAAUAAUUAUCAGUACAAUGUAAAUUAUAAACCAAUAUUUAAUUCGCAUACUUUAAUUUACAUGGCUAUGAAUUCAUUAAAAAAGAAUAAAAUCACAUUUAGUGAUAUUUGUGAAUGGAUUGAAACACAUUUUGCUUUUUAUCGUUAUAAGAAAGAGAAGUUUUGGUGGCAAGAUGUUAUUCGUAAGCACCUUACAUGUAGUCCGUGUUUUCGACGAGUACCCAGACGCAAGGAAACCACAGAAAGUUGCUGUGAUUUUUGGCGUAUUAAUCCUGAAUUGCAAAAGCAAUUACUCACUGAUAGAAUCACUCAUAAAUUCUUAGUUGCUUGGAAAAAUCAAACGCUUCCUAAAUUACCUGAUUUGAUAGACGUGAUAGAACAUAGUUCUCCUAUAGUAAAAACAUCAUCAGAAAUAAAUACUUACCGAAGAAAACAUAAUGAUGAUCAUGUUCUCAUUGACAAGGGUCGGAAUAUCAUGACGAAUUCUUUAAAAUGCAGGCGUAUAGAUAAUCCUACAAAUUUAUCUCCACCAAAUUUCACUGAACAAGAACAAUGUGAUUUACAUGAUCAGGAAACUCGUUCAAUAUUCAAUGACAAUUGCCACGGUACAUCGACUUCACCAAUUUCAUCAUUUGACCUAAAUGAUGGUGAUGACAACAAUGACAAUAACAAUGAUAUUUAUAAUCAUGAAAUAUCUGAAGAAGAAUUGUUAAAAACUAGUGGACUGGACCAAAUUCUACCAUUGAAUGAUCUUGAUGACAAUGAAUUACUGGAUCUACUAAAUUUACCAUUUCAUAGUGUUAAUUCAUAUUUAACUAACGAUGGUUGA
Messenger RNA from Schistosoma turkestanicum, 1764 nucleotides. NCBI's taxonomy places the organism in Eukaryota, Metazoa, Platyhelminthes, Trematoda, Strigeidida, Schistosomatidae. The record is from the annotation of a GenBank genome assembly.